AUGCCGCAGCUGAACUUCAAGCGACUGCUGGUCGAGUACAAGAAAGUCCAGUCCGCCAUCUCUGCCGGUCAAGCUCAGGGCAUUCUUCGCUGCGAGCCGGUGGGCGACAACAUGCUGGAGUGGGACGUGGACAUGACCUUCCCUGAAGGCUCUCCGCUACAGACUAGCCUCGACGCCCUCGCCGAGAGCAUGUUUGAUGCGGAGAUGAAGAAGCUGACGCUUAGCGUCCGCUUUCCUGCAGAAUACCCGCUGAGCCCUCCAGAAGUUUGGCUGCGUCGGCCUAGAAUGCGCCACUGCUCUGAGCAUGCAGGAGCGGUGACAUUUGGUGGCAGAGUUUGCAGUUUGACAUUGGCUUCUCCGGGUUGGAAUCCUGUCACGGCCAUGCUCAGUGUUCUGGAGGAUGUGAGGCAAUCUUUGCUGGACUCCGGCAUUCAAGCCUACACCACGGUCGCCAUCCGGAAGGAGUACCCAGAGGCGGCAAUAAAACUCGUGCGACUGCAGUCCGAGCUUUUCCCAACCGUGAAUGGAUUCUGCAAAGACGGAAUGACGGUGCUCUCUGCUACAGCAGCUGCACCAUUUCUGGGGGAUCUUUCCAGGCUAGAGACCACUGACAAGAUCGGCCUUCCAUUUUCGUAUGCCAACGAGAUCUAUUCGCAUGAAGACCUACGCCUUCCAUUGACCUUCGAAGUUACGACUCGCGUUGGCAGAAAGACGCACUGUGCAAUCUUCGAAUUCGUCAACGGCUUGCCUGACAUGCACGCGCUUCUGCCAAAAUGGCUGAUGGAUGACCUAGGGAUAGAUGAGCGUGAGGCGGUCCGCGUUCGCGCUGUGCAGCUGGACCUGAUCACUUCUGUGAAAGUCCAACCGCACAGCGUCGACUUUUACUUUGCGGUGCGAGACAGCGGCCGAGAGGUCCCGUCGUUGCUCACGGAGUCACUCUCAAGAUUCAGUGCUCUUACAGAGGACACCGCCGUCCCGAUCGAUGUUGAUGGCAAGUUCUUCGAUGUGCAGAUUUUGACUGUCGAGCCGCGUGGUGCUGUCAGAAUCAUUGACACAGACGUCCAACACCACUUUGAGUUCAAGGUGGACUUUGUCCCAGCCCCGGAUCUCGAGGACGACGCUGCAAAGGAGGAGUACCAGCGGCGUGUGGUCGAAGGCUUGAAACUCAAGCGCGAGCAGUCUGCCAUCAAGAAGCAGGAGCUGCAAGACAGGCGGCAAGCAGCGCGACAGCAUCGUUUCGCCAUGCUUCGGGCGACCGCAGCCAAAGCAGCAGGCGGAGAAGCAGGUGCCAGUGGAAGCAUCGAAAUUGCUCUUCGGCUACCUGAUGGCUCCAAUGUCAAAGGUGCCUACGCGGAAGGGGCUCCGAUUUCGCAUCUCUUGCUAGCUGCCCUGGACUCUUCUUGGGCGAAGUCCGCAUUGCCUUGGGGCAUCUACCUUCGUAUGGCCUUUCCCAAGAAGGUUCUGAAGGAUGGGGACGUGAUCACCAAGGAGCUCCACAGAAGUAUGCUGAGCGUCCAGGAGGAGGAGGCACCCGAAGAUGAGGAGCUGUUGGCCGUCUUGUCAGAACGGACGCCUGCAGGGACGAGUGACGAACCGGAGGCCUUGAGCCCACUGCCCAUGCCGGAGCUGGAUGAAGCAGCGCUGAUGGCAAGGACGCAGAGGGCCUUCGAGGUGCAGCGGCUUAUGCGGGCUGGCUUCAGUCAGCAGGAGGCCGAGGAGAAGUUCUCAAAAGGUGAGGUUUUGCCGCCUUCUGAUGCAUCCAGGCGUCCGGAGCCGCUUCCGCCGGCCGGGCCGGCUGCGGCACCCAUACCACGCUUGGAGCGCACGCUGUCGGAGGAGGAGGAACGCCAGCGAAAAAUCGAGGUCGUGGUAAGCUUCACAGGAGUGGAUGCAGCUGUGGCGCAGGUAGCGCUGGAGGAUGCCAGCUGGCAGAAAAGCUUCAUCGUGGGGCGACAGUACCUGUGCGUCCUUGCUUCGAAGAACAAGGGCGCUGGCAGAAUCGCCGGGUCUCUACGAUGCUGUCCAAGGUCUGUCUGCCAGGCUGCUGGCCAUGUCCGGCUGCGCUUCUGCAGCGUUGCAGGUUCUGUGGCCGCCUCAAAGCUGGGCUGUGGUGCUUACAGGCGCGCGGUGUUCUCGCGGCUUGUGGGGGUGAGCUUUCGCUUCUUCGCGGCUGACAAGGCAAGGCUGAAAGUUGAAAGUGCUGCCACGAACACUUCGCCGCCCUUCGCGGGGUCGUCGGAAGUGGGAGCUGCAGAAGGGGUGCAGUGGUGGUACGUCGUGCCGGCGCAGCAUUUUCUGGAUCGUGCUUGUAAGGAGGAUGCGCUGCCCGGUCGGCAGGAGCCUUUGAAGGUGAGUGCAGAGCAUUAUGUGCUCGGGACCCCUAUGAAAGGGCCUUGGCCAGAAGGCAUGUCAAAGUUUGUGUUUGCCAACGGCUGCUUUUGGGGGAGCGAGAAGGGAAUAUGGCGCUUGCCUGCCGGAAUCUUCUCGACGGCUGUGGGCUAUGCUGCAGGCUUUACCCCCAACCCGACCUACGAAGAGGUUGUGACGGGCAGGACGGGCCACGCCGAGGCAGUUCAAGUCAUCUUCGACCCGGCCCAAAUUGAUCUGGUGGACAUUUUGAGAUGGUUUUGGGAGGCUCACGAUCCCACGCAGUACAUGAGACAAGGCGCUGAUCAAGGCACACAGUAUCGGAGUGGCCUCUAUUACUUCGAUGAGGAUCAAAGGGAGCUUUUCCUGGCAAGCAAGAAAGCGUACCAGGACGCGCUGCAGGCGGCUGGGAAACAUGGCGAAAUUUCCACAGAGAUUCGAGCUGCGUCAGACUUUCCAGAUGGUGUGUUCUGGUACGCCGAGGACUGGCACCAGCAGUAUUUGGCCAAGCCAGGGUCGCGACCCUACUGCUCCGCCAUGCCACAGGAGGUCUCUCUUCCUUCCUUUCCUCAGUGGGCGACCCCAUCUCUGACUGCCAAGUUCUGGCCAAAGCUCCCAGAGGCUUUCUGGAAACAGCAUGGUCCCGCUCCUCACAGCGUAGUGGACUCGCCAGACUCUCCAAUUGAGUGGAGCCAGUUUUCGACAAGGAGUGCUGAGCAUGCUGAGCUAUGA
Molecule: messenger RNA, 3099 nt
Organism: Symbiodinium necroappetens
Lineage: Eukaryota; Dinophyceae; Suessiales; Symbiodiniaceae
Source: the annotation of a GenBank genome assembly